This is a messenger RNA of Lachnellula hyalina, 1002 nucleotides long. RefSeq lists its product as uncharacterized. The transcript has a single exon. Bases 1 to 1002 code for a protein of 333 amino acids. The record is from RefSeq and is a predicted model, not a curated record. NCBI's taxonomy places the organism in Eukaryota, Fungi, Ascomycota, Leotiomycetes, Helotiales, Lachnaceae.
AUGUCUCCCUCAUGGAUGUCGCGAUCUCGUGGACAGGCCGAUCAGGUUGAUGGGCCACUCAAGGCCUCUGAAAAGAGAUCCUGCCUCUCACGCCAGUCGAAAACUUUCUGGAUGCUGCUCGUCGCAGGCAUCUUCCUCCUAAUCAUCGCCAUCGGGCUCGGAAUCGGUCUCGGCAUUGGCCUGACGCGAGGCUCCUCAGGAGGCAACUCGGGAAAUGGAGGUGGGGGAUCAGGCACCCCUUCAAGCCCGAAUAGCACCACCAAUGCUACCGCUGGCGAGUACUGGAAACCGGCCGCGGGCACAUCCUGGCAAAUCGUCCUCGAAAACCCACCUACAGACACAUCGCUAAACGUCGCGGUCUACGACAUCGACCUUUUUGACAACACCGCCUCUACGAUCUCCAAGCUACACGCCAAUGGCCGCAAAGUCAUCUGCUACUUCUCAGCCGGCAGCUACGAGCCCAACCGCGCCGACUCGGCGCAGUUCAAGAAGAGUGAUUACGGCAAGGGACUCGAUGGCUGGCCCGGCGAGUACUGGCUGAACACGAACUCGGCCAACGUCCGCGCCAUCAUGAGCGCGCGACUGGCUCUCGCCCAUAGCAAAGGCUGCGACGGUGUCGAUCCCGACAACGUGGACGGCUACGACAACGACAGCGGACUCAGCCUCAGUCCCAGCACGGCCGAGGACUACCUGCGCUUCCUGGCCAUCGGCGCGCACAGCUACAGCAUGUCGAUCGGGCUCAAGAACGCGGGGGCGAUCGUCAACGCCACGCUCGACUUCCUGCAGUGGGAGGUCAACGAGCAGUGCGUGCAGUACGAGGAGUGUGAUCUCUUCCGGCCCUUCAUCGCAGCUGGGAAGCCGGUUUUCCAUAUCGAGUACCCUGGUUCCGCACCGUCUAUUUCGGCGAGCGCGCGGAAGAGUGCGUGUGAUAAUAACGAGGCGCAUGGGUUUUCUACGGUUAUGAAGGAAAUGGAUCUGAAUGACUGGGUGGAAGAUUGCUGA